Molecule: messenger RNA, 2396 nt
Organism: Salvia hispanica
Lineage: Eukaryota; Viridiplantae; Streptophyta; Magnoliopsida; Lamiales; Lamiaceae
Product: putative glycosyltransferase At5g25310
Molecular function (GO): glycosyltransferase activity
Source: RefSeq, a predicted model, not a curated record
CCAUUCUUCUCCUUGUCCAUUUCUUUUGCUUUUCCCUAUUUUCUAUCCCUCAACCUCUUUCUUCAGUUUCAAUACAGCGUCGUUCCACCUGCUUCUGAUCUCUAGUGGCUUAAUUAUCAGCCUAGGAGUUGAGGGGGCCUAGAAGAGUUUCAGAUCUUCAUUGAUGAUUCACUGAUAACAUUGAAGGAAAUGAUAAAUAGCUUUGUGUAUCAUUAUUGGGUUUGAAGAAUUACCAAUUUUGGGUUUUAGUGGUGUUUGCUGCGGUGUUUCAUUAAUAACUCUGAAAUGAGGUUCUAAAUGCUGUUGCAAAGACUUUUAUGACUGUUGAAAGGCUGGACAUUGAAGGGUGUUUGAUUAUGUCUUUGCAGUAGUCACUCUAAAAUAGUUAUAUCAUGCUUGCGGUUAUCAUAGUUCAGUUGUUGCUAGAGAAGUCUGGUCUGUAAACGAUAAAUGCUGUUGAGGUUCAUGUAGAUAGUGUGCAUGGAAUGUAUGGAUAUCCCUUAGAUCUGGCUGAAAGAAGAUUAUUGCCAUAAAUUCAUGACAGAAUUGAGCGUUUUCUGUGCCAAAUAUGUUCUGAAAAGGCUUUGCCAAACUUAUUUCUGGACUUCGGGAGUUUUACAUGCAUAGAUGUAAAAGAUAGAAAUUUGGUCCUUCUCGAGUGGCUUCCAGAAAAGCUACAAUAGAUAUGACGAGACUACUACGAAUGUGCAUGGUCUUUCUGCUCUUCAGAAUUAAAUGGAGAAAAUUGAUAGUUGUCUGUUCAGUUCUUACCAUAGUUAGUGUUUUGAUACAGAUUUCUAAACUUCCUUAUCCACUGACUGAAACAAAUUCCCCUCCAGACUCUGCAUUUUCAUGGUACAAGCCCACGAAUACUGCAGCGAAUUUAGAUAGAAGUUGGUCAUUGGCAGUGGGUGUGCAUCUCAAAUCUUUUCAAAAUACACCGGCAAUUGUUCCACUUAAUUCUUCUGCCGAACUUGAUAGAUCCUUGGUAAUUCCUAGCAAGACUAUUAGAGCAUCUCGGCAGAGAAGGAAUAAUAGUAUAAAUUUGUUCACCCUCUCCCCACCAUCUCCACCUCAGACGGUUACAAAACUCCCCCACGAGUUGGAGAGAUACUUAUCGUCGUUGACACCAGAUGAAACACUUGCAUUAGUUAAAAGAGAUAUUGAGAACUCCUCACUCGCUAGAGAUGAUGAUCCUGAAUUAUAUGCCCCCCUGUUCCGCAAUAUUUCCACUUUCAAGAGGAGCUACGAGUGGAUGGAGCAGUUGAUGAAAAUUUACAUAUAUCGAGAUGGAGAACGACCUAUUUUUCAUCACCCUAAACUUACUGGAAUUUAUGCAUCUGAGGGAUGGUUCAUGAAGUUGAUCGAAGCAAGCAGUCAAUUUGUAACAAAGGACCCAGGAAAGGCUCACUUGUUCUAUCUUCCAUAUAGUGCACGUCAGUUACAAUUGGCUCUUUAUGUUCCAGAUUCACAUAAUAUGCAGCCAUUGUCUAUCUUUCUGCGUGACUAUGUGAACAUGCUUGCUGCAAAGUAUCCAUUCUGGAACCGGACCCAUGGAACUGAUCAUUUCCUUGUUGCUUGCCAUGAUUGGGGACCGUAUACUCUAAAGGAGCAUGAUGAGCUUAUACAAAACACCAUUAAAGUUCUGUGCAAUGCAGAUGUAUCUGAAGGGAUAUUUAAAGCUGGAAAGGAUGUAUCCCUGCCAGAAACGACCAUAAGGAAUCCUAGAAGGCCUCGCAGAGCCAUUGGUGGAAGAAGAGUGUCGCAGCGGCCAAUUCUUGCCUUCUUUGCUGGAUAUGAUCAUGGUAGGGUACGUCCAAUACUAUUGAAGCACUGGUUUGACAAAGACGAGGACAUGAGGAUUUACGGACCUCUACCUGCAAAGGUAGCAAAAAAAAUGUCAUAUCUCACGCACAUGAAAUCGAGCAAAUAUUGCCUUUGUCCCAUGGGCUAUGAGGUGAACAGCCCCAGAAUUGUUGAAGCAAUAUACUAUGAGUGUGUUCCGGUGAUUAUUGCCGACAAUUUUGUCCCUCCACUCAACGAGGAUCUCAAUUGGGAAGCCUUCUCUGUCACUGUUUUUGAGAAGGACAUUCCCAAGCUAAAAGAGAUCCUCUUAGCAAUCCCUAUGGAGAAGUACCUCACUUUGCAAACCAAUGUGAAAAUGUUGCAGAAGCAUUUCCUCUGGAAUGCGAAACCCGUUCCGUACGAUCUCUUCCACAUGAUUCUGCAUUCAAUAUGGUCUAGCAGGCUAAAACAGAUUCAGUUACAACAACCGCAGUAGGGUAGGUUAGUCUUAUUUUGUAUUGCUUCAUUCUGGUCAAUGAUUUUUUUUCAAGAAAUUGGUGCAUUGAGACACGUCUAGAUCGAAGAAAAUAAAAGAAAACUGCAUUCAAUCA